AUGAAGGUCGAAGGAGCAAAAUGGAGGAGCACAUGGGGGGAAUUGUUACACCGUGAUGGUUCUAUAUACAGGGACAUGGACUGGUGGAAAAGGGAUUAUCAUAUUGCGGACUGUAAUGAGACUCGGUUGGAGGCAAUGAUGCAUUCAAAUCCCACAAAUUGUAUCAUUCGUGAUGGAAUUUGCAUGACACAUUCUCCUGGUAGCAUGCUGCAACUUUUAUCAUUAAAGUUGGCUAAACUUCCAGUGGAUGGUGGCUUAGUAGAGUUGUACGGAUACAUAGCAGUGCGAGUUUAUCUGGAUCCAUUGCUUAAUUAUAUCGUCAAUUUUAGCAGGGAUGAUCCCAUCGUUGUGGAGCAGGGUUCGCUCAUCAACAUGGCAGGCCCUAAGCGAGGGAUAGACAUGAUGGACUAUGCUCUAAUUGAAUAUGACAUGAGGAUCAAGAUAGGCGAACAAGAAAAAUGUGACGUACAGCUGAUCGAUGGUGCAUCAUUGAUAGGCCCUGCAGGCCUAUGGAAUGACUCAUAUACAUUUCGCAUCCCUGGCGAUUACGGUGCAGUUGACAUAACUUUAUCACGUCUUCGUUGGGCAGCUGAGGCAACUGUGGAGGUUGUCAUAUCAGAAGUGCAAACCAGUUUCGAUUUGUUGCUCGGUUGUAUAACAAGUGGCUUGGAUAAGGAAAUCCGGCUAUUUGAUGGUACCAUCACUGAGCCACGUGGGUUAAAGAGGUCGGUGGUUGCUGUAAGGAUGAGAUCUUUGAUAGAGUUAAAUUUCAAAGUAGGCGCACUGUCAUCCAGUUUGGACCAUUGCUGUUCCUUCAAGCCAAAAUACCAUGGGCAUGAUACUCGAGAAUUAAAGACUGCUUUUGCGUUAAUCUCAGUGAAGGUGACUUGGUCGAAUUUGUUUUAAUGAGUGGGGGGCAGGAGUUAAUAAAAAUUGGGACAACUGCUUGUUUGACCCUCUUUUGAAGUCCAACUGUCAAUUUGUCCCUAUUUUUUCAGGAAAAAGAAAUGCCUUAAUGGGAUAUGGGCCUAAUAGGACGAGCAUCUCGUGUCGCUCCGCCGGCCGACGAGUCCACUCUCAUCCAUGGACAAUGGCGAGAGGGAAUGCAAAGUUGACAUGUGCAUUCUCCACCUCCAUGACUGUCGAGUUGAAUCGGUGGGCAUCAACUGUAUUAUUGCUGCCAAAACAGAGGAGAGAGAGGCAUUUGUGGAAAUCAUUUGCGUAGCGAGAAUCGAACUCCAUCAAGUUUAUGGCGUGUUGAACAAUCACCCUCCUGAUGCCGGGACAAUCAGCACUGGGUCUCAUAUGUGCAUUAAGGGCACUAACAAGCCUCUUUACAA
Oryza sativa Japonica Group (Japanese rice) is the source of this 1340-nucleotide messenger RNA. RefSeq lists its product as uncharacterized. The record is from RefSeq and is a predicted model, not a curated record. Lineage: Eukaryota; Viridiplantae; Streptophyta; Magnoliopsida; Poales; Poaceae.